GAUCUGGCAGGAUGGAUCAAAUUGAAUUUAAAUUAACCAUUUCUGAUAUAUUUGAAGUGUCUGAUAAUUUGUAUUUGCUCCUAGUUUGUGUAGAUGGCUUAUUCACAAAUGAAGAUUUAGUCAUGAAUGAAGAUUCAAUUACUGAUGAAGAUCUAAUCGCUAAAGGCAGUUCAGUUACUAAUGAAGAGUUAAUCACAGACAAAGCAUUGGCUACUAAUGAAGAGUUAGUUAUAGACAAAGUAUUGGCUACUAAUAAAGAGUUAGUUUGA
This is a messenger RNA of Cetraspora pellucida, 269 nucleotides long. NCBI's taxonomy places the organism in Eukaryota, Fungi, Glomeromycota, Glomeromycetes, Diversisporales, Gigasporaceae. The record is from the annotation of a GenBank genome assembly.